This is a messenger RNA of Diprion similis, 941 nucleotides long. Its product is annotated as alpha-crystallin A chain. Gene Ontology annotation, biological process: response to heat; protein refolding. Gene Ontology annotation, molecular function: protein folding chaperone. The coding region runs from base 242 to 922 and encodes 226 amino acids. NCBI's taxonomy places the organism in Eukaryota, Metazoa, Arthropoda, Insecta, Hymenoptera, Diprionidae. The record is from RefSeq and is a predicted model, not a curated record. The transcript is spliced from 4 exons.
CGCAUAAGAAAUUAAUUAUUAUUAUUAUUAUUGUUGUUAUUAUUAUUAUUAUUGUCAUUUUAAUUGGCAUUGCUGAGUUAUUAUCAGUGAGUUUGAGUGAGUGAAAGAUUUGGAAAGUCUGCUAUAUCGACACGCGGUAAUAAUACAUAUAUUGUUGUUAGUACUCGACACACUGCGAGUGCGAAAUUAUUGUUUCGAGUAUUUGACAAGCGAGUAAGAGAAGACAUCCGACGAUCUCAAGAUGGCCGACAGUGGAAUUAGGCGCGACAUUCCCAUCAAGCUAGGCGAGUUCAGCGUUAUUGAUACCGAAUUUGCAAAUAUUCGUGAAAGAUUCGACGCCGAGAUGCGGAAAAUGGAGGACGAGAUGUCCAAGUUCCGCAGCAAGCUCAUGGAUCGCGAGAGCAACAACUUCUUCAAGAGCACCACCAGUACGCACCACAUGACAAGCGAGCACCGUACCUCGAAGUCGUCAACCGGUGAUUGGGAGAGCCUGGAUAGCGCCGCGCCGACCACAAAGUCUGCAUUCGACACCUUCUCCAGCAAAACGACGCAAGAACAAUCACAGAACAGCUCGCUGACCCCGCAUCACGACUCUAACACAUGGCUGGACGGUCUCGACAGUCCCCUGAUCCAGGACGAAGGUGGCAACAAAUCGCUGAAGCUCCGUUUCGACGUAUCGAAAUACACGCCAGAGGAAAUCGUCGUUAAAACCGUCGACAACAAACUGCUGGUCCACGCUAAACACGAGGAAAAAUCCGAGAGCAAAUCUGUCUACAGGGAAUACAACCGGGAGUUUUUGCUGCCCAAAGGCACCAAUCCGGAAAGCAUCAAGUCAUCGCUGAGCAAAGAUGGUGUUCUGACAGUCGAAGCACCUCUGCCCCUAGGAUCAGGCGAAACACUCAUCCCGAUUGCGCACAAAUAAAUAUCCAUAUAUUUAUUUA